AUGGCAGAUAAGGGCAAUGUCACGGUAGCCAUCACAAAGCAACAAUAUGAAGAGAAGCUCUUGAAUAUCGUCGAGGACACCAACGUUUAUAAGAAAUUAAACUCAGACCCCACAUCGAGGUAUCAGACAAGGAACAACAGCCUUGUCAAGGAUCUCAAAGACCAAGCAUACAUCAGUGCCACCACGGCGAGACAAUUGAAUAACUACAAAGGCAUUUCCCCCACUAUCUACGGUCUACCAAAGAUCCAUAAAGAGGCAACUCCUCUCAGACCUAUCGUCUCCACCAUUAAAUCCCCAACAAGUGAACUUAGCAAGUUUGUCGCCGACAUCCUCAAGUCAGCUUUCAAGGACGACUUCCACACUUGGGCAGUCAAGGAUUCUUUCGAUUUUGCGGAGAAGGUCAACAAUUUGCAGAUUCCUCCAGACCAUGAGAUCCUUUCGUUGGAUGCUAUCAGUCUUUUCACCAAUAUUUCCUGGGAGUUAACGGAGAAGAUAAUAGUAGACAAUUGGAGCAGGAUUGAGGCCGUCACGAACAUUCCUAGGCCUAAAUUUGUUAACCUAUUGAAGUUCCUGUUCGAUUCCAACUAUUUCAAAUAUAAAGGCGAAUUUUACUCUCAAAUCUUUGGGUGCCCAAUGGGCAGCAUCCUCAGCCCAACUUUGGCAGCUCUGGUGAUGACGGUGUUGAUCGGUUACUGCCUUGGCAAACUAUCUUUCAUUCCAGCAUUCUUGUUCCAGUAUGUUGAUGACAUUAUAUUGGCCAUUCCUUCAAAUAUGAAAGAAGAACUCCUAAGGAUCUUCAACUCCUUCAACCCACAUAUACAGUUUACCAUAGAAGAAGAGAAAGACAGAUUUGUCCCAUUCCUGGAUACCAAAGUGAUACGUUCUGAGGACAACACAGCAAAGCUGGAUUGGUACAGAAAGCCGACCAGCUCAGGAAGAUAUGUCCACUUCAAUUCAAGCCAUGAUUGGCAAAUGAAAAUCAACGUUGUUAACAACCUAAAGAACAGAAUAAUAGGCCUUACUCACAUGGAUUUCAAACAGAGUGCUCUGAACAGAUUAUAUGACAUCCUAAAAGAUAAUGGAUAUCCCCACGGCCUGCUUAAGAAGUUGAUAUUCUCGACAUCCAAUCGACGGAUCUCACCUGAUCCUCCCGAACAUCCUCCUACUACACUGCCUCAACAAAGACAGGACGCUCCCCACGAGAGCUCACAUGUCAGCCAAAUAAAGUUUGCAUCUCUGCCCUCAUUGCCUGGUUUGACCAGUAAACUGGUUCACAUUUUUUCCUCUAUUAGCAACGUGAAAAUUGCCAGAUAUAACGUUUUCCCCAAUAAGUUUCUUUUCACCAAUCUCAAAGACAGAGCGGACGUUCUUUCCAGCUCUGAUUGUGUCUACUCAGUGAGAUGUUUAGACUGUGAUGGGGUCUAUAUCGGACAAACCUCCCAAUCCCUAAAAAGAAGAUUCGCGGUUCACAAAAGCGACGUCAGACUACACCCUGACAGAUGUGCCCUUGCUUUGCAUGCUGCGAGAACUGGUCAUAUUUUCGAUUUCGAUAAUCCGAAGAUACUGUAUUCUUGCUCAAAUAACACCAAACGGGUUUUUUUGGAAAUGUGCUAUAUUAAUGAGCAAUCAAAUCCUAUCAAUAAGCGUACCGACAUUAAGGGUCUUAGUAACAUUUAUAAUUAUUUGCUCGCUUUGGACUCCAAAAGCGACAUCUCUCCUCAACUUUCACAAACUUUAUAA
Coccinella septempunctata (seven-spotted ladybird) is the source of this 1740-nucleotide messenger RNA. RefSeq lists its product as uncharacterized. The transcript has a single exon. The coding region runs from base 1 to 1740 and encodes 579 amino acids. NCBI's taxonomy places the organism in Eukaryota, Metazoa, Arthropoda, Insecta, Coleoptera, Coccinellidae. The record is from RefSeq and is a predicted model, not a curated record.